UUAGUGGCAGGAAUGGGCAUGCAUGGGCAUUGAAUACACCAUAUAUUAAGGGAUUAUAUUCUCCUUUUUUACUUUUUUGUUUUAUCAUUUUUUUGUAAUAUAAUAAUAAAAGUAAAAAAGAGGAAAAAUGGUGAUUACACCAUGGCUGAAACCAUUGCUGCUAACUGAAUUUUACAAUCUAUGUGAAUAUGAAAGCUCAAAGCAAUGCAGUUUCUUCUGUAGGGAUUGCAUGGGAUCAGCUUUCUGUGAAGAAUGCUUGUACCAUCCUCGUAAACACGUUGGCCAUCAAAGUCUCCGAACCGGGGCUUAGGGUUCAUAGCAUAAGGAAUCUGAUGGAAGUUUCCGAUAUUCAACCUUAUACUUGCAAUUCCUCAAAGCUUGUUUAUAUUAAAAAGGAAGAGAGGAAAGAGCAUGAAAAUCGCGUUAAUGGUGGAAAAGGUGAAAAGUGUGACGUUUGUGGGUAUGAACUUCAGUAUUCGACAUCAAAGUUUUGCUCCAUUGAGUGCAAAGUCAGUAGUGAGAGAGAAGUGAUGGAGGAAACAAAGGAGGAAGAUUUUGUUCCAAUUUCAACAACGUGGCCUGAAUAUUCUUUUAGGAAAGGAGGAGAAAAGGGGUGCCACGAAGGUCUCCCUUCCUUUAGAUUUUCUUUCUUUCUCUUCUAUGGGGUUUAGGGUUUAUGCAUCG
Hibiscus syriacus is the source of this 684-nucleotide messenger RNA. RefSeq lists its product as uncharacterized. The record is from RefSeq and is a predicted model, not a curated record. NCBI's taxonomy places the organism in Eukaryota, Viridiplantae, Streptophyta, Magnoliopsida, Malvales, Malvaceae. The transcript has 3 exons. Bases 189 to 671 code for a protein of 160 amino acids.